This is a messenger RNA of Lithohypha guttulata, 840 nucleotides long. RefSeq lists its product as uncharacterized. Lineage: Eukaryota; Fungi; Ascomycota; Eurotiomycetes; Chaetothyriales; Trichomeriaceae. The record is from RefSeq and is a predicted model, not a curated record. Bases 1 to 840 code for a protein of 279 amino acids. Gene Ontology annotation, molecular function: ATP binding; D-alanine-D-alanine ligase activity; metal ion binding. Gene Ontology annotation, cellular component: cytosol. Gene Ontology annotation, biological process: peptidoglycan biosynthetic process. The transcript has 2 exons.
AUGCUCAACUUGCCCUACAUAGGCUGCGGAGUCCUUGCGUCCGCCAUUUGUAUGGACAAGGUCAUAUUUCGAGAUAUAGCAAAGGCACGCGAUUUACCACAGGUCAAGUACCUGUCCUUUCGGAGGAGCGAUUUCAACAAAGACAAGCAACACUUCUGUGACAAGGUCAAAUUGGAGCUCGCGUCUCCUUGGAUUGUCAAACCCUCCGCUCUUGGUUCAUCCAUAGGUGUAGCGAAGGUGGAGGAAGCUGAUGGUGAUGCUCGUCUCAAAGAAACUUUCCAUCAGGCCUUCCAGUACGGCGCAGAGCUUUUAGUAGAAGAGUGCGUGCCAAACCUGUGUGAGCUUGAGGUUGCAGUUGUUGGAAAUGAGACGUCGCGAGCUAGUGUUCUUGGCAGGAUCGUGUACGAGGCGUACACACAGGAUCACGAAACAAAGUAUGGGGAUACCACUUUGCAAAUUCCUGCUGACGUGCCUGUCCACAUAGCUGAGAGGUGUCGUUCCGUGGCUCUGAAGGCGUAUCGAUGUUAUGGGUGCACUGGUCUCGCGAGGGUCGAUUUCUUCUAUGACUCUGUUCAACAACACAUCGUGUUGAACGAGAUCAACACCUUGCCUGGUUUCACGGAUGUAUCGAUGUUCCCACGACUUUGGGAAUAUGAAGGUCGCCUACGAGUACCUCGACCGGAGGAACAGAAAGAACGCAAAGUCAACUCGGCUUCGCCACAGACCCCUUCGCAGACUCAUCAGCCACUAUGUCCGCUCUCCCAACCUUACUCGGCCUGCCAGUCGAACUUUGACUUCGCAUCUACGACUUUAUCUCUGUCGAUAGUUAUGUGCAUGUAG